AUGAGAAGGGAGAGGAGGACAACAGUUGUAAACAAAGGGCAUUACGUACUUUUAAAGGUGUCCACAAUGGCCUGUGCAGGUGGGGACAUCUCUAUCACUACCUUGGUCAUGAAAACCUAG
Messenger RNA from Plenodomus lingam JN3, 120 nucleotides. Lineage: Eukaryota; Fungi; Ascomycota; Dothideomycetes; Pleosporales; Leptosphaeriaceae. The record is from RefSeq and is a predicted model, not a curated record.